AUGUCGUUCACGAUCGAGGCGAAGCCCGUGGUCCAAUAUCAUGCCGCGGACAUGAAGCACGUCCGCACGUGGGUGCCCCAGUACACCAAGACGAUCGAUGGACCUACGUACGUCGAGCUCAGGCAGACAGAUAGACCUCUCGCUGUCUUACUCGGCCUAUCCCACGAGGGCAAGGCCAAGUACUGGAGCAAGAGCUGCAUCCUGGAGGAUUUGCGCAAGGCGAGGAACACGCGCGUGGACGAGGUCUUACUUGCCCACUUGCAUGCGUGCAACCCGUGCGAGAAGCCACCCGCUCUCCCAGAUGGCUUCAACAGGAUGGCGGUGAAUCCCGACGACUUGCCCUAUGGCGCGACCUUCAAUAUGAAGAUGACCGUGGAGCUCAUGCCAUUGAGGGUGCCAUGUGUUGAGCUGACCGUGGAGAAUCUCACUUGGCUCCAGAAGGUGGCGACGGCGUCGGCCUUGCAGCCAACGCCU
Messenger RNA from Prorocentrum cordatum, 474 nucleotides. NCBI's taxonomy places the organism in Eukaryota, Dinophyceae, Prorocentrales, Prorocentraceae. The record is from the annotation of a GenBank genome assembly.